This is a messenger RNA of Octopus bimaculoides (California two-spot octopus), 5595 nucleotides long. RefSeq lists its product as uncharacterized. NCBI's taxonomy places the organism in Eukaryota, Metazoa, Mollusca, Cephalopoda, Octopoda, Octopodidae. Gene Ontology annotation, cellular component: nucleus. The record is from RefSeq and is a predicted model, not a curated record. Gene Ontology annotation, molecular function: DNA-binding transcription factor activity, RNA polymerase II-specific. Gene Ontology annotation, biological process: regulation of transcription by RNA polymerase II.
ACAAAUGGUAAUAUGGUGAGGAGUCCAAAAGAAUUGAGGGAUACAUUUUAUGCAGAAAGAGGAAGCAAAUGACUUUAUGGAUGAUCCCUUACUUCUAAUUGUCGCUCUAUCUGCUCAAUAGCAUAAUUCAAAUUUUGUUUUUAUUAAGAUGCAAUAAACACGGUAUAUUUUGUUUCUUUAGUAUAACCAAAUUAACAAAUAUGUGAGAAUCGGGUUGUUUGACAACAAGGGAAAUACACCGGCAACACCGAAACCUACAAGAUGCAACAGCAGUAGACAAUGUCCUUGUGAUCCAAUCAUAAUUAGAUCUAUUUUACCAAAAUGGAACUAUAAAUUAAUUAAGCAACACAGAACGAAUUGCAUCUGUUUAGUCUCUUAUUCUAUUACUAUAAAUUUGUGUUUGCUGGAUUAGUAGGAGAGCAAAAGAUUCAUUAAAAAGACUUGUCAAGUUUUUACCGCCAACUUCCCUUUAAAAGUAAGAUGAUUUAUUAGUGUAAGUCAAUCAUUUGUUUACCUUUACAAUCUUGAUAUAUGCCUUGUAAUCUACUUGCGCUAUAUUAUAUAUAAAAAAAAGAAGGUUAAAUCGUUGCUUAGUUAUUUAUUAUAUAUUCAUUCUGUUUAGUUACUAAUACUCUCGCCAAGUAAUGUUAUUGAAAUGCCAAUUGUCUACAACGGAUCUCGGUUCAAAACUUCAAGAACAUGGAUAAAACUGAUUCCAUAUCAGAGCUAGAAGAGAAAUUCCAGUUGUAGAAGCAAGACCUGGAAUCUAAGGGCCUUUAGGUUAACUUAGCAGAGACUAAAGUCCUAGUAAGCAAGAAAACUGACAGGACCCUACUAUCCCCUUCAGUUGCUGAAAACAGAUACCAUCAAAUUGAAUCACCAAUGGAUGCCUCUACUCUUCCUGUCUGGUCAACAUCAUUAGGAUUGCUACCAUCAAUAUUGACACAAUGAAAGAUAUUACAUUUUGCAGAAAAACUAUCAUUAUCAAACCCCUUAUUCUACGGAGGAUGCUUUUCAAGAGUGUGAAACGAUUUACUAUGUUUGAAGGGACUGAGAAAAAGAUAAUCUAAAAUAAAGACAAAGCAAAAACAAAACGACAACAAAAAAAACAUCCAAUUUCUGCAAACUCUGCUGUGCUGAAAAAGAUUGAUAUACUUUGAUUGAUGUAUUCUGGUUCGAACUGGCUUUCAUGAAAAUUUAAAUUACACAGAAAGAAAGAAAUAGUUGAGUUAUUUACAAAUUAUUUUGUAAAUUUAAAAAGUAUUAAAUUUUUUCUUCUUUUUGAUCUUUGAUUUUUCAGUUGGAAAAAAUAAACAUCCUUCUGAACAAGAAAAAAAAAAAACAUGCUAAGCAACAAAAAAAAUAUUUAUAUUCUUACAAAGAAGCAAAACUGAAGGAAGCAAAAACAAUCAUUGUAGGAAAUAUUCUUAUUUGAUAUUCAGAAAAAUUCAUUUCUAUUGAGAAGUUAAAAAAAAAAAAUUGGAAAAGAAACAUUUUUUUAAAAUUAGGAAAAAUGGAACUAAAUAAUUUAUCUGGUUUUAUUUGAUUUAUCUCAUUGUUUAAACACUCACAUGUGCACACACACAUGCACAUAUUUAUUGUUGGCCUGAGAUUAAUCUCUGUUACUAUACACAGUUUCACAUUUAGUAACAGAAAGUAAUCGGCUAUACUAUAAAUAUUUAUGUUCUACUUUUGUAUUGAGUACUUUUUCUAAAUUCAGACAAAUAUACACACAUAUACAUAUAUUUAAAAGAUAGUGAUAAAACCUCAGAUACAUACACACACAUACAUUAAAAGGUUUGAUUGAUUGACAGAAUGGGAGAAAUUAAUGGUUAUAUUAAUGUAAGAGUGAGAUAGACUGACAUAUAUAUAUUCAGAGAAAAACAGGAAGAAAUUUUCUUGUUUUGGAAUUUUUUCCAAUUUGAUUUUAGAAACUUUAUUAUAAAUGUUAUGAAACUGAAUUUUUAUUUCUAACUAAAUAUUACAAUCUUUGUAAAAUUGUCAUGGAAAGUCAUCUUGGACAUAGUGGAGGGAAAAACAUGCGUCAAAAGCAGUUCCUUCCCUGCAGCAAUGCUGGUCAUGCCCCACCCAUACAUAAAAUGCCCCACAUGCACUCAGAAAAAGUAUACCAUGGAAAUAUGUGUAACCCAAAAUCCUAUCCACCAAACUGCAGUUCCAUGCAUAUGCACAAUCGGUUACAUAGUGCUACUGCUGUCAGUAAACCUUAUUGGGACAUUUAUGGCAAGCCUCUCUCAUUGGGAAAAACCUUGCCACAAUCAUCAAUACCUCCUCCAAUGCCAACAAUGGCACCACCAAUCCCCCCUUUACCUCUACCAUCUCCAAGUUCCUCUUCCUCUUCAUCCUCAUCUUCACCACUGAUAAAUCAACCAAAAGGUACUGCUUCAUCAUCGCCCUCCCCCCAUCACACUUCUCGCAAUAUCAGCAAGCCUUUCCAUUGUGAUGCCUGCCCAUCAAUGUCACCUCACCAGGCACACAUAAACCAGUACCAGCAUCUCGACAAGGUUUCCAACUUUCACUGCGAUAUCUGUCCACCUCCACACAUGCCACCUCUUCUGCCGUCCUCUCCAUCAACACCUUCACCUUCCAAUUCAACAUCCCACCACCAGCAUUGCGAUAUAUGUCCCCCUUCAUCAACUUGCUCUUCCCAGCCCAUGUCAUCACCACCCAUUGUUCAUCCUCAUCACCAAAAUCAUCCACAACAAUCAUUACAGCCUCCACCACCACCAUCACCUAUUUCAACAGUAACCACACCACAUCAACAAUCACAGCAACAGCAGCAGCAGCAGCAUCAACAACAGCAGCAACAACAGCAACUAUCCAACCAACAUGUUCAUCAAGAGAAACCAUAUCACUGUGAUGUUUGCCCACAUCAAUUUGCCCGUCGAGAUGCAUUGCAGUGUCAUAAAAGGACUCAUACUGGUGAGAAGCCUUUCCGUUGCGAUAUCUGUAAUGGGCAGUUUGCUCGUCGAGAUACCCUGCAAUGUCACAAACGAACCCACACUGGUGAAAAGCCAUUUCAAUGUGAAGUCUGCCCUAAAAAAUUUGCCCGGCGGGACAAACUUCAAUGUCACAAACGGACUCAUUCGGGUGAAAAACCAUAUCACUGUGAUCUUUGCAGUGGUCAGUUUGCUAGACGAGAUACACUGUUGUGUCACAAACGAACUCACACUGGACUGAAACCUUUUGCCUGUGACCUCUGCCCUAAAAAAUUUGCUCGAUCGGAUCAAUUAACUUGCCACAAACGUACUCAUUCAGGCAUAAAACCAUUCCACUGCAAUCUUUGCCAGAGGCAGUUUGCCCAGCGGGAUAAACUUGUUUGUCACAAGCGAACACACUCUGGUGAGAGGCCAUUUGAGUGUGAUGUCUGUGGCCGCCGGUUUGCCCGCCGGGAUACCCUGCAAUGUCACAAGCGAACCCACACUGGCGACAAACCCUAUCAGUGUGAUCUGUGCAUCCAAAGAUUUGCUCGACGUGAUACGUUGCAAUGUCAUCGAAGGACCCACUCAGGAGAGAAACCAUUCAGCUGUGAGUUUUGUGGGAAGCUGUUCGCUCGCACUGACAAACUGCAGCGACAUAGGCGCACACAUGCUAGGCAACAUAGCCACCAUCAACACCAGCAUUCUCAUUCAGCAGUUGCUGCAUCUACAGUUCUACCAGCUGGCAGCUCUGGUCUAGCAUCACCAGUGGCUGUUCUCCCUCCACCUCCUGGACCAUUUGUAGUUGAGAGUAACAAUAGUUUUGCUCGACCUGGAACCACACCUCCUGCCUGUAAAAACAUCAAAGACUACACACCUGUUUCUGUGACGAACCAUCUGUGGCAAGCAAUCUAUUCAUGAAAUUCAAAUAUUUUCUCUGCCGGACAUCAGUUUCGCACCUGAAGUGCGAUGAGCAAGAUACAUUGUUAUUGCUCAAAACUUAUGCAUAUAUGCACAUAUAAAUGUAUGCUAUCAAAUAUAUAUAUAUAUAUAUAUAUAUAUAUAUAUAUAUAUAUGUAUGUAUGUAUGUAUGUAUGUAUAUAGUGUUCAUAUAUACAUAAAAAUAUCUGCUAACACAUGUAUGUUCCUAUAUACAUAGAAAUAUAUUAUCUCAUUAGCAUGUCAGUAUACACACAUAACUGUGUACUCAUACAAAUAUACAUACAUGUUCAUAUACUAGCAACUGAGGGCAAAUUAUAUCUAAAUCUGGUGAAUUUCCUUUUCCUUUGCUUGUGUUUUAACUGUGAAAACAACAUUCCUUAGAAAUUCAAAAAUGCUUGUUUCAUUUUUUUUAUAUAAUUUUUAUAUAUUCACCGUAGUUAUAUCUUUUUUUCUUUUUAUGCCUGAAUGUCAAUUUUCCAUUAUGUUAUUAAUAUUUGCAGUUUAUUGUUUGUAUUAUUGUUACUAUGGUUGUCGAUCUUAAAAUUGGUAGAGAAUCAGUUAAAAAAAUGCCUUAUGGUAUUUUUAAUUAUGUCUGUUUAUGUUCUUGGUUCAAAUCCUGCCUAAGUCAAAUCAAAGUUUACUUGGCCCUACAUUCUACUGGGGUUGAUAGAAAAAAUUCCAGUUGAAUUCUACGGUUGAGUUAGUUGACAGAAUCCUCCUCCAAAAUUUGUGCUCUUGUUCCUAUGUUAGAAAUUAUUAAUUUAAUUAAUGAAUAGUAUUUAGUUACAUCCCUUUAUGUUCUGGAUUCAGAUACUGCUGGGAGUGACUCUGCACCCUUUCCCUCAAAAUUUGUGAACCCAUGCCAAUAAAAGAAAUUACCAUUACUUAACUUCUUUUUUACCUGUGUUCCUAGGCUUUAAUUUUUGUGUUAAUGCUAAAGACUUGAGAAAAUGAAAACAAACGGAAAAUAAUCAUCAAAAUUAAUUAGUAACCAUGCAAAUUGUUUUGAUUUUUUAAUUAAUUAAAUGUCACUUUUAUAUUUUAGUUGUGUAUGUGAAUGAAUUUUAAUGCAUGCAUUUAAGAGAGAGAGAGAGUGGAUUAUCUGUGUGUGUCUUUAUAUGUGAAUGUGUUUCGUGUGUGUAUGAAUGUACUUCGUGUGUGUGUGUGCAUGUAUGUAUGUAUACACACACAUAUACAUACAUAUACAUAAUGUGAGAAAUGAUAGCACAAAACUGGAAUAAGGACUGCCAAAAUCUUCAAUCAUUAGUUGGUACCCAUUUGCCCCAGACCAGCUGUGAAUCUCAAAUAUGUCUUUUGCACAAGUGCCAUUGCAUAAAUAAUAAGCUUUGAAGUCUAUUGCAUGGGUUACAUUCCUAGCUAAGGCUACUUAUUCAAUAUCCAUUUAUGCAUCUUGGGAAAGGCAUGAACAUCCCAACAUUCAUUUUCCAAUUCUCUGAAGUCAGCUUUUCUUUAAUGGAUCUCCCUGAUUACAAAAUAUGAAGCAAUUGACUCUGUUUCACUAGUGCAUGGGAAUAAAAAAUGUCUCAAUUGAUGUAUGAUAAUAUAAACUGGUUGGUGGAUAAUAUUGGAGGUGUGUUAUUAACAACUUAAACUUAAUUUCUUAGUGUUUCAGACAACAUUUUUGUGUAUAUUAGGCAGAGUGUGUAAACUAGUUAGAGAAAUUUUAAAUAAAUCAAGCAAUAAACAAUGAUAAAUU